Corylus avellana is the source of this 2421-nucleotide messenger RNA. It is a transcript of the gene KAPP, whose product is annotated as kinase associated protein phosphatase. Lineage: Eukaryota; Viridiplantae; Streptophyta; Magnoliopsida; Fagales; Betulaceae. Gene Ontology annotation, molecular function: cation binding; protein serine/threonine phosphatase activity; protein binding. The record is from RefSeq and is a predicted model, not a curated record. Gene Ontology annotation, biological process: protein dephosphorylation.
AAAAUAAUAAAAAAAGAAGUGCGACCAUUUCAAAGCGUUAGCGACCUUCUCGCAAACCCCAAACGCCAAUCAGUUGGUCCGGAGGGGGAGAGAGAGCGAGGACUAUGGCGAUGCUAUUGAGCAUUGUCGGUGCCCUACUCCUUAUGCUGGUUCUUGCCCUCAUCCUUUUUGUCAUCUUCGCCUGCAAGCCAUGGCGAUUCUUCUCCUCCUCCUCCUUCUCCUCCCGUUCCCGCACCAUCAAGGUUGCUGACCUAGAUAGGCCCCUUGUUUCGGAUGAUAUCCGAAAUGAAAUCAAUGAAUUGCCAAGAGAUUAUGAUCUAGAGGGGGCAUGUCCUCAGAAUGAAGGACAUUUCCACUCACCCUGGAAUUAUAGACUUAUUCACAAACAGAGGCUUCCUCCUGUAUCUCCUCAUAUAACUCAAGGUGAUAGCUUGGUUCUAGAAGUAAUAUCUGAUCCUACAGAAGAUGUUUUGGUUGGUCAGACGCUUAAGCGUCCUUUGGCAUCUGACCACUUAGUGGACGUUCUAAAACAUGGUAGACAGAGUUUAGAAGAUGAUAGAUUUCAAGAGUUUGUGCACAACGAUAUUCUAGAUCAAAGAAGCUGCCUCACCCUGGAGGUUAUAUCUGGUCCAUCUCGUGGGAUUCGUUGUUCUGUACAGUCAAUAAAUACCUCUAAGCUUCCGCUGACCCUUGGAAGAGUUUCUCCAAGUGAUUUACUAUUGAAGGAUUCAGAGGUGUCAGGGAAGCAUGCGAUGAUAAACUGGAAUUUGAAUAAGAUGAAGUGGGAGCUUGUAGAUAUGGGUAGCCUCAAUGGAACGCUUUUAAAUUCACGGUCGAUCAACCAUCCGGAUUCUGGAAGUAGACAUUGGGGUGACCCAAUUGAGCUUGCAAGUGGAGACAUAAUAACUCUCGGCACGACCUCACAGUUAUAUGUUCGCAUUAUGUCUCAAACUGAGUGUCAGAUUCCCUUUGGAGUUGGCGUGGCAUCAGAUCCAAUGUCUUUGCGUAGAGGAGGAAAGAAGCUUCCAAUGGAAGAUGUGUGCUACUAUCAAUGGCCUCUUCCUGGGAUGGACCAGUUUGGUUUGUUUGGCAUCUGUGAUGGACAUGGUGGAGCAGGGGCUGCCAAAUAUGCUAGCAAAAUUCUACCUGAGAUGGUUGCUGCCACUUUGUCGGAUUCUCUAAAAAGGGAGAGGGUUUUAUCACUAUGUGAUGCUUCAGAUGUUCUGAGGGAUGCAUUUUCCCAGACAGAAGCAUGCAUGAGUCAUUGUUAUGAGGGUUGUACUGCGACGGUGCUUCUGGUAUGGGCUGAUGGUGAUGAAAAUUUCUUUGUGCAAUGUGCAAAUGUUGGGGAUUCAGCUUGUGUUAUGAAUGUUGAUGGGAAACAGAUUAAGAUGACUGAAGACCAUAGGAUAACUAGUUAUUCUGAAAGACGCCGAAUUGAAGAAACAGGAGAACCACUGAAAGAUGGGGAAACUCGUCUCUGUGGUUUGAACCUUGCUCGGAUGCUUGGAGACAAAUUUCUUAAACAGCAGGAUUCCCGCUUCAGUUCAGAGCCUUAUAUAAGUCAAGUUGUGCAUAUUCAUCGAGCAAGUGGGGCGUUUGCACUAUUGGCAAGUGAUGGGUUCUGGGAUGUCAUUAGUGUGAAGAAGGCAACACAACUAGUCCUUCAGACAAGGGAGAGACACUCGACGGGCGCGGAUUCAGCAGAGAAUAUUGCUAAUUUUUUGUUGAGUGAGGCUAGAACACUGCGAACAAAGGAUAACACCUCUAUAAUUUUCUUAGAUUUUGAUACCACUAGUAUCUCAUGUAAAGUUGACUCUUGAUUUGAAUAAAAAAAAAGGUUUUAGCUAUACGAAUGAGUAUAUUUGCUUUCUGUUGUUAUUUGAAGUUGUUGUACCAUCACUUUUCUGCUUCUUCCAAGCGAUAUUGGUUCAAGAAGAGUAAGAAGCUGCUUCAAGAUGUAUGGUGCAGAUGGGCAUUUGGAAGAAAGUGUGAAUGGUUGGCUUCCAAGCAGGAUCCUUGUGUUGUAAAGAUAUUGGUGUCAUGAGUUAAGAAGAGGAAUCUCCGUCACAGGGACCAACAAGAUGUGUAUAGUGGGAGACCUUUUCCCCCAUGGACUCUGAUUUUACAAUUGCAAACUAGCGUGCAAGACGUUUUUCAAAGAUCUCCGACUCUGAGAGUCGCAAACAGACCAAGCAAGUCAGAUGGAGAGUAAUAUGGACGAAUGACCUUUUAGUCGGAAUAGCCAUUAGCCCUUGCCUUGUUCUAAUAGUUGAAACAAGAGUAUAUAUAUAUAUAAUAGUGAAACAUGAAUAUUUUAUGUUCACUUGAUAUGCCACUAGAAGGGAAACUUGUAAUAGAAGUUUGUGAAUGACAACAGAAGUGUACAUUAUAUUGCUAAAUGGGCCGCUUUUAAUCAUA